CUGGUUUUGGUGACUUCCUCGUAGCGGUUCAUUGGUGUCUGUUACCCCACAGCUUGUGCUUCUCCCAGGUUCCUGCUCCUUUCAGCCAUGACCUGUAGAGUUCUUCUGCUGACAGCCUUGGCCUUAUGUCAUGGCUUCAGCCUGGACACUGAGAAUCCAAUCACCUUCCAAGAGAGCGCAAGGGGCUUCGGCCAGACCGUGAUCCAGCUCGACGGAUCCCGGGUGGUGGUUGGAGCCCCGCAGGAGGUCCGUGCUGCCAACCAGACGGGAGGCCUCUACCAGUGUGACUACAGCACGGGCCGGUGUGAGCCCGUCUCCCUGCAAGUGCCCCCAGAGGCUGUGAACAUGUCCCUGGGCCUGUCGCUGGCAGCUGCCACCAAGCCCACCCAGCUGCUGGCCUGCGGCCCCACCGUGCACCAGACCUGCAAGGAGAACACGUACGUCAAUGGCCUGUGCUUCUUGUUUGGCUCCAACCUGCGGCAGCAGCCUCAGCGCGUCCCAGAGUCACUCCGAGGGUGUCCUCAGCAGGAGAGUGACAUUGCCUUCUUGAUUGAUGGCUCCGGUAGCAUCCACGAUUUUGACUUUCAGAAGAUGAAGGAGUUUGUCUCAACUGUGAUGGAGCAAUUUGAAAAGUCUAAAACCUUGUUCUCUUUGAUGCAGUACUCAGACGAGUUCUGGACUCAUUUCACCUUCAAUGAUUUCAAGAAAAAAGCUAACCCCAGAGAUCUGGUAAACCCAAUAAGACAGCUGAGAGGGCUGACACACACUGCCACAGGCAUCCGCAAAGUAACAAGAGAACUAUUUCAGAGCAACAGCGGAGCCCGAGAGAAUGCAGUCAAGGUCCUAGUUGUCAUCACAGAUGGAGAGAAGUAUGGGGACCCUUUGAACUAUGAGGAUGUCAUCCCUGAGGCAAACAGAAGGGGCAUCAUUCGCUAUGUCAUUGGGGUGGGAGAUGCCUUCAGAAAUGACAAAAACCGCCAAGAACUGCAUACCAUUGCAUCAGCACCAUCUCAUGACCAUGUGUUCCAGGUGAACAACUUCGAUGCUCUGAAGACCAUUCAGAAUCAGCUUCAGGAAAAGAUCUUUGCCAUUGAGGGUACUCAGACCGGAAGUUCCAGCUCCUUUGAGCACGAGAUGUCUCAGGAAGGUUUCAGCGCAGCUAUUACCUCCAACGGCCCCUUGCUGGGUUCUGUGGGCAGCUUUGACUGGGCCGGGGGAGCUUUUCUGCAUACAUCAGGGGGAAGAGUCACCUUCAUCAACAAAACUAGGGUGAAUGCAGACAUGAAUGAUGCUUACUUGGGUUACGCUGCUGCGGUCAUCGUACGGAAGCAGGGACAAAACCUGGUUCUGGGGGCACCUCGGUACCAGCACACUGGCCUGGUGGUGAUGUUCAAACAGAAUGCUGGUGCCUGGGAGAGCAGCGCCGAGAUCCAGGGCAGCCAGAUUGGCUCCUACUUCGGGGCCUCCCUGUGCUCUGUGGAUGUGGACAGAGACGGCAGCACCGACCUGGUCCUCAUCGGGGCCCCCCAUUACUACGAGCCGACCCGAGGGGGCCGGGUGUCCGUGUGUCCCCUGCCCAAGGGGCAGAGGGCUCGGUGGCGGUGUGACGCUGUCCUGCAAGGCGAGCCGGGCCAUCCCUGGGGCCGCUUUGGGGCGGCGAUGACAGCGCUGGGGGAUGUGAACGGGGACCAGCUGGCGGACGUGGCCAUCGGGGCCCCUGGGGAGCAGGAGAACCGGGGCGCUGUCUACGUGUUUCACGGAGUGUCUGUAGUCAGCAUUCGCUCCUCACACAGCCAGCGGAUCACAGGCUCCCAGCUGUCCCCCACGCUCCAGUACUUUGGGCAGUCCCUAAGCGGGGGCCAGGACCUCACAAUGGAUGGAUUGAUGGACCUGGCUGUGGGCGCUGAGGGGCACUUAUUUCUGCUCAGAUCCCAGCCGUUGCUGAGAGUAGAAGCAACCAUGACUUUCAAACCCAGGGAAGUGCCGAGGAAUGUGUUUCAGUGUCAGGAGCAGGGAGUGAGAAGCAAGACUGCUGGAGUGGUCACAGUGUGUCUCCGUGUCCGCAAGACCACGCGGGAUCGUCUAAGAGAAGCAGAUGUCCAGGCUGCUGUCUCUUAUGUCCUCGCUCUGGACUCACAGAGCCACUCACAUCCCCGCACCAUCUUUGAUGAGACCAACAGUACGACGUACAGACAGAGGCAGACCCUGGGGCUGACGCAGAAAUGCAAGACCCUGACACUGCUGUUACCGAAAUGUGUAACUGCCUCAGUGACUCCCAUUGUCCUGCGCCUCAACUACACUCUGGUGGGGAUACCUGUGUCCUCUUUCGGGAACCUUCGGCCAGUUCUGGCUGAAGACGCCCCAAAGUUUUUCACAGCCUCGUUUCCCUUCGAGAAGAAUUGUGGCAAUGACAACAUUUGCCAGGAUGACCUCAGCGUCACUUUCAAUUUCACAAACCUGCAUACCCUGGUGGUGGGCGACUCCCGGGGCCUCAAUGUGACGGUGACCGUGAGAAAUGAGGGUGAGGACUCCUACAGCACUCAGGUCACCCUCUACCACCCAGCGGGCUUGUCCUAUCGGAUAUGGUCAAUGGUCCAGAACCAGCGCUCACGGCGAUCUUGGUCCGUGAACUGUUUGUCUGGCUCCUCCACCCAAGAACCUGGAGCGCUGAGGAGCACCAGCUGCAACAUAAACCACCCCAUCUUUCCCGACAACUCUGAGGUCACCUUUAUUGUCAUAUUUGAUGUAGAUUUUGGUGCUUCCCUGGGAAACAAACUACUCCUCAAGGCCACUGUGACCAGUGAGAACAACAUGCCCAGGACUAACAAAACUGAAUUCCAGCUGGAGCUGCCUGUGAAAUACGCCGUGUACUUGAUAGUCACCAGUGGCGAUGACUCUACCAAGUAUCUCAACUUCACAGCUUCAGAGACCAGUCGGAUCAUAGAGCACAAGUACCAGUUCAGCAACCUGGGCAAGAGGAACCUCCCCAUCAGCGUGGUCUUCUGGGUUCCUGUGGGUCUGAACGAGGAGGUCGUGUGGGAGCGCCCUCAGGUCACCUUCUCCCCUAAUCUCUCCAGCGCCUGCAACACUGAGGAAAGACCACCCCCUCACGCUGAUUUCCUGGCUAAGCUGAAGACGACAGGUGUGCUGAACUGCUCCGUUGCGGUCUGCCAGAGAAUUGAGUGUGAUAUCCCGUACUUCAGCGUCGAGGAGGAAUUCCGUGCCACCGUCCACGGCAACCUCUCAUCCAGUUGGUAUAUCAAGACGUCGAGUAACCACAUCUUGGUCGUGAGCACAGCGGAGAUCUUGUUUAACGACUCUAACUUUGCCUUGCUCCCGGGACGGGAAGUCUUUGUGAGGUCCCAGACGGAGACCAAGGUGGAGCUAAGUGAAGUUUACAACCCUCUUCCUCUCAUUGUGGGGAGCUCCAUUGGGGGACUGGUGCUCCUGGCCCUCAUCACCGCGGGGCUGUACAAGCUUGGCUUCUUCAAACGGCAGUACAAGGACAUGAUGAGCGAAGCUGGUCCCCAGGAGGCACCACCCCAGUAACGGCUCCUCCAACCGAGAACAAACGGCUUUGUCAGAGCAACAAGCAGGCCCCUGGGCUGCGGGACAGACAUGUCUUGUAGGAGACUGCGGCAGGAAAGGCCUGCUUGAGUUUCCCUAUGUGUGUGUAUGUGUGUGUGCGCACGCGCGCGUGCGUGUGUGUGUAUGUUUGUGUGUGUAUGUUUGUGUGUGUGUGUGUGGUUCCAUGUGUGACUAGUGUCUGUUGCAUAUGGGCCAAGUGCCUUAGCACGGUCUCUCGGACCCCUGUGUAUAGGGGAGAAGUUGCUGCUGGGCCUUCCUCCGGCAGGAGCGAUGGCAUCCUUCUGGGCGAGCAUAAAGGGAGAAGGAAGCAGCCCUCUGGUGGGUGGAGGAAGUGAGGAACCCUGUGGGCGAGUGUGCAGGUGUGAGGCAGCCUGCGUCACCGGGGUGAGGCGGACCCCGAGAAGCCGAGCCAGUGCAGCGCCAGCCCACACCAGAGGUGAUCGGCCGAUAAAGAUUCCAAGGCGGAAUCACAAAUCUCCCUUUUUCUCUACCUCUCUUACUUUUAUUUUGUUACUUUUAUUGUUGAAUUGAUAAACCUGUCCAUAGUGCAAAAAGCAAAAGACAUUCAGGAUGUGUGAUGGAAAGUCUCUCUUCCCAGCUCUUAAAGUCCGUCUCAUAGGGGCUUCAAGCUGUGUGUGUGUUUUUGGGUCACCUUCAGAAAGAUUCUAGGCACACACACACACACACACACACACAUACAUACAUACAUACAGGCUUUUUUUUUUACACAAAUGGUAGCAUACUUUAUACUGUUCUAAUCUUGCUUUUUUCAUUAAUACAGCACAGAAUGUUUCAUGUCAGGACACAAAUUACUUUUUCUCUUUUACACAGGUGUAUAGUACUUCAUUCCAUGAGUAUGUCGUUAUAUAUUUAGCCAGUCUUCUUUGGAUAUAUUGUUUUCAACGUCUCACUGUUACAAAAGAUGCCAAAAAAAAUAAAUUGGAUGUAUGUUGUUUUUG
Molecule: messenger RNA, 4547 nt
Organism: Chinchilla lanigera (long-tailed chinchilla)
Lineage: Eukaryota; Metazoa; Chordata; Mammalia; Rodentia; Chinchillidae
Gene: Itgam
Product: integrin, alpha M (complement component 3 receptor 3 subunit)
Exons: 30
Coding region: 88-3549 (1153 amino acids)
Biological process (GO): cell-cell adhesion; cell adhesion mediated by integrin; integrin-mediated signaling pathway
Cellular component (GO): integrin complex; external side of plasma membrane
Molecular function (GO): integrin binding
Source: RefSeq, a predicted model, not a curated record